Talaromyces proteolyticus is the source of this 950-nucleotide messenger RNA. RefSeq lists its product as uncharacterized. The coding region runs from base 109 to 717 and encodes 202 amino acids. The transcript is spliced from 2 exons. The record is from RefSeq and is a predicted model, not a curated record. Lineage: Eukaryota; Fungi; Ascomycota; Eurotiomycetes; Eurotiales; Trichocomaceae.
CUACAACCACUCGAUCUCUCCCUUCUCUUCGACUCCAAUCGACUCUCGCCUUGUUUUGUUUUGUGCUUGUCCCAUUGUACCAAACAAACACCCAACACAACAACAGCCAUGGCAUCCACAUACUUCUACAAUCACCACCACCAGCAACAGCAGCAGCAGACGCAUGCCGCCAACGCUCACCUGCAGUCAAACAACCACCACGGCGGUCGGCGGCGAGGGCCUCGCAUGGCUUCUCAGAACACCCAGAGGCAGUUCCGCGGUGUGAAGAGCAUGAGGGAAUUGGCCGAGGCUCCCACAGUCACAGCUUUCCGUCUGCGCUUCGAAGCUGGCCGCUCUUUUGACUUGGAUGAUGAUCUGGAAUUCUGCCCCAACUUGCUUACAGAAGACGAUCUGCAUUCAAUCCAUUCGUCGGUCUCGGAUCGCUCGUCUCUCUCGAGCGGAUCUCCUGACUCAUCGCCUCUGCAGCACCAGAUCCAGCCAGCUCAACAGGUGACGCCAAGCGUUUCGCUCUCUCCUGGCCCGUCAACAACAUCAUAUGUCAACAACGUUGCCGCGGCCGCGAUUAAUAAUAAUAUUAAUGCCAUGCACUUCCAGCAGCCUGCUGCUUCCCGUACCCGGAAAGUCAUUCCUAUCGUUAACCCUCAGACGGGGGUCACCUUGUCCAGCCCUCCGACGUCCAUUAACCCAGGUAUGGUGCAGAGCCAGCGACGGUGGUAAACCACUGCAAAGGUUGUUCCAGAAACCAGUACAUAUUCUUUCAUCAUGAGGCAUGCCUUUGUGUAUCUUGCGUUUCAAUCGUCGCUGGCGUCCUCAUCUACACCAUCCUGGGUUUAUUCUCUCUCUGGUCUCGACGACUACCCUCUUUUGCGACCUCUUUGGAAAAGAAAAAUCCGCAUCGAAAUUGUAUAUAUUUUUUAUUUGAUGACGACAAGAAUAUUCUUCUCUUUUAG